Messenger RNA from Trichomycterus rosablanca, 2768 nucleotides. RefSeq names its product ETAA1 activator of ATR kinase b (gene etaa1b). Gene Ontology annotation, cellular component: nuclear replication fork. Gene Ontology annotation, molecular function: protein serine/threonine kinase activator activity. The coding region runs from base 143 to 2077 and encodes 644 amino acids. The record is from RefSeq and is a predicted model, not a curated record. The transcript has 6 exons. NCBI's taxonomy places the organism in Eukaryota, Metazoa, Chordata, Actinopteri, Siluriformes, Trichomycteridae. Gene Ontology annotation, biological process: replication fork processing; regulation of DNA damage checkpoint; positive regulation of protein serine/threonine kinase activity.
UGGCGGCGCAGUGAGAGGAUAUUCAUACAAUAACAAAACAAGAAUUCAUCUUAAAUACUAUAAAAAAAGUAACUAGGGUUCAAAUCAAUGCAUCGAUCGCUACAUAUAAACACUGUGCGAUGCAUGUGUGAGCUUUAUAAGCAUGACAGACAGGACAAUUCUCGAUAGCCGACCUGCAGCAGAUGAAAGUAGAGAAACACGGAGUCGAGUUUCCAAACUUACACAGAACCGAUUUAAAUCAAAUAAACACAACAAAGCGCGUAAACACGAGCGCUCUCCGUCUCUCAGAACCUCCAUCUGUUCGCGUAAAGACUUGGAAACCCCAAAACGUAGAUCAAGGAUUCGAUUUUUUGGUGGCAGCAAUGGAGAUUCCCCAAGUGAGACAGAAACUCAACAGGACAUUAUCUGGGAUCCUGCUUCACCACCUUCAGUGCGAAAUGGAAAAGGAGCAGGAGAAGGAUUUCGAAUUGUGGAGAUAUCUGAUAUUGUCAACAGAAUUGCCCCACAUAAUGAGAAGCCUGUAGACAAAGAUUCGGUGCUGCAGUGGAUUGGAGACAGUGCCAUACCCUGCACUCCAGAGAUUGAGCAACCCAGAGUUCGGAGGUGCUCAGUACGACGGCAAAGCAGCAACGUUGAGGACCUGAUGAAACUCGCUAAGCAGUUUGACCUCAACAUGACCCGUCAAGACAAAGAAAGGAAUCUAGAGAGACUGCAGGAUGGUGAGGAAAGAACCAGUGAUGAUGUACACAAGCUCAACAACCACCUAGACUCUAGGAAUAAUGGCUCCUCAUUUGAAGUGCAGAAUUUACAUUCAGUCAAACCGAAAGUACUUAGCCAUGAAGAGGAGCUGCAUGCUCUUUUCGAUGGACCUACCCAGUACCAGAGUGGGAGAUUGAGCCCUCCAUCUGCUAACUGUUCCCAAGAGAGCAGGUCUGAACCUGUAGCUCAAAAUAGAAAAAGGCAAGCUCCUGCAGAGGGUAAAAGCAUCUCUGAAGACCCUGCUCCAAUGUCAAAGCUGGACUUUGAUGAUGAUUGGGAGAAUGAUGCUUUGCUUGAUGAUUUAUUUGUGCUGGAAGUCACUCAAAACCCUGACAUUUUGAGCUCCGUUUCAACAAAGACCACUGGUCAGACAAGGUCUGCUGCUUCAGUGAAAUGUGGAUCUACAACGGCAACCAGUUCCUCUGGAUUAAGCAGCAAAACUGGCUGCUCUUCAUCACUUCAGCGUGGCAGUGUUGGUCAAUACACUAAGAUCUCAUCAAAGACUUGCACUAAACCUUCUUCUAUUCAGACUUGCACUACUGAAAAACUGCCUAAGAUCAGCCCUGACUCAAGCAAAAAGGCUGAGUCUGCCAAUCAAGCAUGGGCAGUCAACCAACAAGCAGAUAUGCCCACAGACUCUGGUAUGAAGAAGAACAAGACUGAAAAGACUGAAAGUCCUGCAGGCAAGGAUUUACCUGGUUUGGCUAAGACAUCAGGGAAUGACGUUAAAAAACUGGACUUGAACUCUCUGUGGGGUGAUGGAGAUGACGACGACGACCUGCUUUAUCAGGUCUGUGAUGAUGUCGAAAGGAUCUCAGCCAGUCAGGAGCAGCAAACAGAGAACAUAAUCAAGCCCACUCCCAACACAUCCUCAAGUUCCUCCUCAUCUAAUGUUUCAAGGAGCAAGACUGUUCAGUCUGACAAUCCCAUCAAACAGAAACCUGUGCAUGUUUUUGUCCGUUCACAUUCAAUACCAGGUGCUUCAGGUUCCCAUGUUGACAAGCUGGAAUUGUCUAGAGUGAAUCACAACAAUUAUCAAAACAGCAGGCUGGUGCAGCACCAGCAUGGCCAGCUGAAGUCUGGUUCGGCACUCAAACCCCAGGGUACCAACCUACCUGCAGAAAAGUCUUCAGUCUCUCAUCAUUCCACGUUUAAAAGGCAUCAAUCUGAUCCCGUGCCCAUGAGCAACAAAGUGUUCGUCACCGCUCUGACUGCUGUAAAGUGCACAGCCGCUGAGAUUGAAAAGAAGAAACAGGAGGCUAUAGCACGAAGAAGAUCGCGACUUCAAGCUACCCAGAAGCCCGGUGCACCUACAUAGACCACCAAAGAUGAGGAUGACCUCUUAUCAUGACUGGUACAUGCCCUCAUUGAUCACUGAUUCUGAUAGAUGUUUUUUCACCAGUAAAGAUUUUUUUUGUUCACCUAGCUGCACCACCUUACUCUUGUCAUUUUUUUAGUUUCAGAUGCUAAUUACAAUCAGCCUCAUUAAAGCAACGGUUAAUUAAAUCUGUAUUUUCAGAAUACAGACAUGUUUAGGUAUAAUACAACACAAGAACAGUGCUGCCAGAGCACAUUUAACUUAGUUUAACUUUUAAAGUGCAUCAUUCAUGUUCUGCCCUCAGUGAUCUACUAAUCCGUGUACUGUUUACUGUAUCAGUCGUCUGUGGUGGUUAAUUCUGUGGACUGACUGUGAUUUUUUUUAUUCAGACAUGAUAAAAAGGCAUUGAUAAUUUAAAAUGAUCAUGCUUUUGUGCUGUAAAAUUAAGUCUGAGACUACAUUCUAAAGUCCUGUUCAAAAACAUUAAUUUCAAGCUCACAGCAUGCACAGAGAGACGGUGAUAAAUGUGUCAUUUCAUCUUGAAAAAAAAAGUCCAAACCUUUAUUGUUCAAAAAAGAGCUAUUUGAUCUGUUUUGUCUUUUUGUAUAUCUAUAUUUUGUUUGUUUCCUUGUUGCACCACUAAUAUUGUAACCAUGAGGUAAAACGUCAUUAAAAUGGCUACAAAAAUGCA